GAACGAUCGUGCAGAAUGCUAUCAUCAUCGUAUGUAUAUGUAGCACUGUGGAUGCAAUAUGGGCGACGAUCAGAUGCCGGUGUGGCAGUGAGUGCUUAGUCAGCACACCCUCUGACUCAGCGCUGGACUUGCGCUGGACCACCUUCGCCCAUGGUCUCCACUCAUCCUAGCCACGAAGGCUCCCAAGAACCAGCCCCAAUCACUCCAGGAGGGUCGUAUUCCAUCCAGACCGUCUCCGUGGGGUGCAAACUAUACGUCCGGAGACCAACCCCAGAUGGCGGUGAGGAAGAACGGCUGGCAGAAAUCCUAUCUAUCCGUGACAAACAUGCGAACUCCUUUUCGCGUGCAUCCACGGCAGGAAACCUCAAAGAGGAGGACCAAGAGCCACCCAAACCAGAGGACAGAUGGGAGUACUUCGUACAUUGGGAUCAAUUCAACAAACGUUUGGACGAGUGGGUCGUCGGCUCAAGACUAGUCCUGAGCAAAGACUUGGAAUGGCCCCGUCCUAAACCACUACCAGGAAAGAAGACCGGACUUAGCGCACAGAAAGCGCCAGGCAAAGCACCCAGGUCACAGUCGCUACUGAAGAAAGCAACGGCAAACGCCGCCGCCGCCGCCUCUCCAACGCCAUUCUCUACCCCAGGACCAGCUGUUGGAAUGGCUGGGUAUCGCUCGCCGUCCCCUGCCUCGUCGUUGAAGCGUAAGAGCCUCCAAGAAGAACAGGAGGAAGAGGAAGAAGAGGAACCCGAAGAGGAGGAUUUAGAUGCAGAAGGCGAGAUGGACGUGGAUGCCGAAGGUGAAUUGGAGGGGGAGACGUUCGACCUAGUUGCUUCCCCCACCGAACCUCCUCCGUCUGUCACUGCCUUCAGCAAGGAGCAGGAGAUCGAGAAACUUCGAACGUCGGGCUCCAUGACCCAAUCCAUCUCCGAAGUCGCACGUGUAAAAAACCUCAACCGCCUCCAAAUUGGCAAGCACGAGUUGGAUGCGUGGUACUUCAGCCCUUAUCCGAGGGAAUACGCGUAUCUCCCGGUUUUGUACAUCUGCGAGUUCUGUCUGUCCUACUUCUCCUCGUCGUUCAUGCUUGGCCGGCACCGGUAUAGGUGCACCUUACUCCAUCCGCCCGGUAACGAGAUUUAUCGACACGAGGACAUCUCCUUUUUUGAGCUCGACGGCAAGCGCCAGCUAACGUGGUGCAGAAACCUCAGCUUGUUAUCAAAGUGUUUUCUCGAUCAUAAAACACUAUACUACGAUGUCACCCCUUUCAUGUAUUACGUGAUGACCCAGCGUGAUUCCAGCGGCUGCCAUAUCAUCGGUUACUUCUCAAAGGAAAAGGAGUCCGCGGAAAAUUAUAAUGUUGCCUGUAUAUUGACGUUACCACAGUAUCAACGGCAUGGUUUCGGCAAGGUCCUCAUCGAGUUUUCUUAUGAACUCAGCAAGAAGGAAUCGAAACUUGGCAGUCCCGAGAAACCGCUCAGUGAUCUUGGCCUGCUCAGCUACAGAGCGUACUGGGCUGAAAUUAUUGUAGAAGUGCUACUUAACACGACGGAAGACAUCAGUAUCGACGACAUCGCCCAGAAGACCGCAAUCACACACGCCGAUAUCAUGAACACAUGUACGACCCUGCAACUGUUCAAACACUACAAGGGUCAGCAUAUCAUCUGCCUGUCUGACGCUGUCCUAGAGAAGCACGAGAAAACUCGGAGCAAACGCAGAAGACGGAUACACCCGGAAUAUCUAAUCUGGAAGCCUCCCGUGUUCACUCGGGACCAACUCCGUUUUUACUGACCCCUUUAUUGGGCCCCCAACGCUCGUUUGUUUUCUCUCUCCUGUAGCUUUAGUGCAUAUGCAUACUCCCCGACGAGGUUCGUUUUGC
This is a messenger RNA of Pisolithus orientalis, 1873 nucleotides long. RefSeq names its product histone acetyltransferase, MYST superfamily. Gene Ontology annotation, molecular function: histone acetyltransferase activity. The record is from RefSeq and is a predicted model, not a curated record. The transcript is spliced from 5 exons. Lineage: Eukaryota; Fungi; Basidiomycota; Agaricomycetes; Boletales; Pisolithaceae. Bases 151 to 1785 code for a protein of 544 amino acids. Gene Ontology annotation, biological process: regulation of DNA-templated transcription.